Lineus longissimus is the source of this 4841-nucleotide messenger RNA. RefSeq names its product VWFA and cache domain-containing protein 1-like. Gene Ontology annotation, cellular component: voltage-gated calcium channel complex. The record is from RefSeq and is a predicted model, not a curated record. The transcript has 24 exons. Gene Ontology annotation, molecular function: voltage-gated calcium channel activity. NCBI's taxonomy places the organism in Eukaryota, Metazoa, Nemertea, Pilidiophora, Heteronemertea, Lineidae. Bases 148 to 3870 code for a protein of 1240 amino acids.
UCUAUGUUGUGUCAGAAUUUGACAGGAGGAACAGAAUCCGUUGCGUUUUCCCCUAAUUAUCUGUUCAUGCUGCCGCUGAACACUUUAAAAACAAGACAUUCGUGACAUAAACGUAGUUGAGGAUAAAUCUACAGUGAUAUGUAGACCAUGACAAGAAGUGCCUACCUAAAAUCAUACAAGAUGUGUCCGAUGUUGAAAAGCGUCCAUUUCAUAUUGACUGUGAUUCUUUCUGUGAUCUGCCUGACGUCUGCUGUGCUUGAUGGUGGAAACCUUCGUGAAGAUCUCGACACCAUGAUGCAACAGGGCCUUGGUGUGCAGGCUUGGCAGGAUUAUUUUGAUACUUUAUCAUUUACUGCAGACAUUCCAAAAGGACAAACUCUUCUCAAUCAGAUUGCUGCAAAGCUAAGCAGUAAGUUUACCAACCGAGUGGAUAAUGUGAUAGCCCAGAAAGAUUUUUUGCAGUCGAAGUACGGGUCGUUUUCUUCAAAUGCUAACAGUCUUCAGCGGUGCUGUACAUCGUGGGGAUUAUCAUAUGAUGAACAAUUCAAGAUGAAUGUGAACACUCGGGCAGCUUGUUAUGCGAUCUCGUCAACCACUGAAUACGACAAGAAAUUUGCCACUCAAUCUGUCAUCAACAGGAUGAUCUCCAAUAGGCAGCAGAGCUCCGAACUGAAGUGGCAGUACUUCGGAGAUGAGAACGGCAUCCUCACUAUGUUUCCUGCCAAUAACUUUGCCGAGUGCGGAUCUUAUGACCCAAGAUACAGACCUUGGUAUGUCGCUGCAGCCACACCAACCAAGAAGGAGGUUGUUGUUGUCAUCGAUAAGUCAGGCUCAAUGGGCAACACACACUCUGGCAUAACACUCAUGGAAAUAGCUAAGAAUGCAGCUGAUACAGUUUUGGAAACUCUUGGGCCUGAUGAUCUGGUCGGUGUCGUUGCCUUCUCCACCAAUGCCUUGACAGAGUCUGGGUGUUACAGUGAUUCCCUUGCGGCAGCUACGCCGAUCAACGUGAAGAAGCUCAAAGACUACAUCAAAACUCUCUAUCAAGGUGGCGGAACAUCAUAUGUGUCUGCUUUAGAUAAAGCAUUCAGCCUGUUCAAAAAGAAGACAUCAGAAAUUACCAGAGAAAAGGUGAUCCUCUUUCUGACUGAUGGCGCCCCAUAUGAAUCACAAAUUCAAAUCCUGAACAAACUCAAAGUGGAAAAUGCUGCAUUAUCAAACAAAGUGGUUAUACUCACGUAUGGCCUCGGUCGAAAUCUUGAUUCUGGCGCCCAAAACAUAUUGAGAAAUAUGGCUAAGCAGACCGGUUACGAUCCAAGUGCUGGGUCAGUAAAGGAAGGUUUAUACACAGCUAUUGAAAAUCCAAGCAAACUCCGCAGUAGUAUGGCAACAUAUUACAAUUUCUUCAGCAAGGCAACGAACAACAGCAGUCCUGUCAUUUCUGUGCCAUACUUUGAUGCCUUUGGUUUGGGGAUGAUUAUGACCGUCUCUCUCCCAUUCUACUACAACAACAAAUUGACUGGCGUUGUUGGCCUGGACAUUCCCCUCUCCGAUCUAUUUGCUGAAGCCAUAUUUAGCCGCCAUUACAUCUUUGUGACAGACAGUAGAGGGCGUGCUAUAUUACACCCACUGCUGCCGCAACCCGACAAGGUCAGCAGUGAUCCGAUUGUGGCGAAAAUUGGAGUAUUUGAACGGGGAGUUGCAGUGAGCCAAGUGCUUGAUUCGAUGAAAAGUGGUGGAUCGGGCAGUAAGAAUUUGACUUCAGAUCACAUCAUCGCCAAUGGCAACUCCUUUAGGGAUGGUGUUACCACCCAAAAACUCCAAUCAACAUAUUUUUGGAAACAGGUUAAUGGUAGUAGUUUCUCUGUCUGCCUGGUCAUGGUGAAGGGAGAUGUGGAAGCGCACAUGCAUGGCCUGUCACCGACGGACAAGUUCUGGUACCAUCGUAUCGAUAUCAAGGUGCCAUCACCAACAUGUAAACACUUCAACCGCAUAUCAACUCAAGAAAAUUCCGUUGUAAAGUUAGCGGCAGAGUGUUUCACGUCCCCGUAUAAAUAUUUGGACGACCUGGAGACCAAUUCGUCAGUGUCGGCCCUGACUAACUACUUGACGUACAAGACAUCUUCUAAUCCUGGUCUCAAGCCUGAUAUCCGUGACACAGUGACCCUCCUUGCUAAAGGAGAUGACAUCUGGUUGAAGCAGUUGACGGAAAUGGCCCAGUAUCUUGCAUGGAGAUACAUUGCAACGUUUAACGGAGUGUUCCGGAUUACACCUGGAGUCAAGCUGCAGAAGGCCUACAACGCAGCAAGAAGACCCUGGUACCAGCGUGCCAUGAGUCACCCUGGUAGGAUAGUCAUCUCUGCUCCAUAUCUGGAUGCGUUUGGUGCGGGCUACGUUGUCACGCUCAGUUACACUCUCUACAAGGGCGAUUCAAGUAAACAGCAUAGUUCAUCAGACACGGUGAUCGCAGUAGCUGGUGGUGACUUCACCCUUGGUUACUUCUACCAAACAUUUAUCAACAAGUUUCCCAAGUGCAAAGAGCAGGAAAACAGUUGUUUCUUGUUCGACUCGAGUGGCUAUGUGGUUAUUCACGAAGACUUUGUCAAAGCAAAGACACGUGUUUUACCCGAAGUGGAGGAUGUCCAUAUCACCGUGAAAGAUGCCAUCCUUGCUCGCUACUUGAUCGACAAUGUCCACAUGGUGAGACAGAAAUGCCUUGGGAUUACGGAUAGGGAUAACUUGUCUAUGUGGAAGCGGCAGUCUACAUGGAAGGUUGACCUUGGAGUAAAAACAUACUUGACAUUUGAUCGCUCGACAGUGACAUAUGAGGUGUCUGCGGUAACAGGCAGUAAUGUCUUCGUUGUUCUGAAAAAUCCAAAAGUGACUGGUAUUGGCUGCUCUUGUAGUGUAAAGUCUGCAGAUUCGUACAAGAACUACAAAUGUCGAAUUACCUUAUCCAAUAAUCCGAAGGUGUGUGAAUGUCCGUGCUACUCGGAUGCAGAUUAUCAGUAUUGUGAUGACAAGCUCACAAUUGACAGUUCCACGAGUCCACCCUGCACUGCAGAAAUCCAGCCUCUCAAUGUAACCCAGCCAUCAAAAAGUGAGAGGGAUAUCGCCAAGGCCUUGUCCUACUGCUAUCAGAAAUCAUGCACAAAUGUGAACAGUGAAGGUUUAUGUAUCUCAUUACUUGGAUGCAGCUGGUGUGCCAGGGCCAGCGACGGAGGAAUCUUACAGAAACCAUACUGUGCAUCAUCCGAGGAGUGUUAUUUGGGGGUGGUAGGAAUGCCGAGCCCUUACAAUAAUGCUAUCAAAGCAGUAGAGCAUUCUGACCCACGAAUCGAGGCAAUCUUUGGUGCUUUGGCUGCUUUCGCUUUAAUUGCUUUAACAUACCUCAUUUGGAGGCAGUGCCAGAAGAAGUCAAAGAGCACCAUCUCCACUGUGAGUACAACAACGGAAGAUCUCUCAACGACGUCACAGAUUGCAAGUGCUAGAUUAGUUUCAUUAGCUAAUCCCAAUUCUGUUGCUGCUUUACCAAAGGAUCCAGUUUCUAUCAUUGCUCCACCAAAUGAUUCAAAUUUACAAAGGUACAGCCUCGGUACAGAGCUUGAUGUUAUGGGCAAAAGUAAAUUAAGUUGCCAAGUUGCAGAUCCAUCUGAGCUCAGUAUUGGAUACCCAGAUCCUGGUACUGCCCUCCCCUCGGCACCACCCCCUCCCAUGCCAGCUACGACCCUUGAUUAUCCUCUCACUGGGAUUAACUACCAUCUACCCCCGCUGCCUGAUCUAGAGUACCCUCCCCCUGCUUAUGACAACCAGAGGCAGGAGCAGAGAAAUAUUGAUGGGAAACUUGAACCUGAAAGGCUUGACAUUUGAGAUAUUGAACGAAUUGAUGUGGUCUUUAAUGCUCUCACACACAAGAAGGGGAUUUUGGUGUGUUGGACUGCUUGCAGUUGGGUCUCUAGUAGUUACCCUCGCUAGCCUGCCUAAUGAGAUUUGUUGAUUCUGUACACAUUUGAUGUACUGCAUAAUACUUAUGUUAUACUUGCUUGUAUGUAUGUCAUAUAUUUUGGACAUUUUGCUUUUCAACGUUAUGUUAAAAACUGCAAUAGAUUGUGAUACUUGUAUAAUGUUACUUUUUGGCAGCAAAUGUAAAUAGAUACAUAAUCUCAUACACGCUACCCAUGACUCCAAAGAGCUCAUGUGUUGCAUAGAUUUUCUUCAGUUCAGCAUGUACAGUGAUAAGUAGAAAGGCUGAGCCUCUAAGCAAUAAUAUUAUGAAGUGAACUGUGAUAACAUGUAAUUUUAAAAGAUAUUUAGAUUGGGCCAUGACAGACAUUAAUGAAAAUCAGGAAAUAAUUGUUUAUGUUAGGAAUUAGGAGAGCUGGGUCUUUCUGUUGUCACAUUCUUAUUGAAAGAUAGUUGAGGUUAUUCAUAUCAUUUUGUAGUUUUUGGACAGAGUCCCUUUUUUUCAUUACUUAGCUUGAUGGUCUUGUACUGGUUUCCAUUAUGUCAUCUGUUCUCCACGAUAAACUUGAACAUAUUUGGCAAUAAAUGUUCCUAAUAUAUCGCUUGAUAUUGCCAAACAGUGCUCCAGUUGGUGCCAGAAUGUCUUUGAAUGUUGAAGUAUUAUGUACGUGACGAGCUCAAAGCUAUGCUGUCCAUGCCUCCCCUAGUGGUGUAGGCCCACUUUGAGAUGAAUGUUUCAAGCUAUGAAACUCUUUUUCUGUUUUAUUUUUGUUUUCUGUUUAAUUUUAUUUUGGUGAUUGACUUGUAUAUUUUUGUACUUUUUAGUUGAUGUAGGUGAAUGGAACUAAUAAUAAUUAUAGAUGACUAUUUUCAUUUAA